Mytilus trossulus (common blue mussel) is the source of this 3723-nucleotide messenger RNA. RefSeq lists its product as uncharacterized. Gene Ontology annotation, molecular function: nucleic acid binding. The coding region runs from base 1 to 3723 and encodes 1240 amino acids. The transcript has 3 exons. The record is from RefSeq and is a predicted model, not a curated record. Gene Ontology annotation, biological process: DNA integration. Lineage: Eukaryota; Metazoa; Mollusca; Bivalvia; Mytilida; Mytilidae.
AUGGCAGAAGCACGUCCAAUAUUGUCUGAUGUUGGUUUAAUUCCAUUUUUUGACGUUGGCAAUGACAUUAAUUCGUUGGGACAAAGAUGGACACGCUGGCUUCGAUCUUUUAAUUUGUAUGCAACAGGUAAAGGAGUUGUAGAGGCACAACAGAAAAAAGCAUUAUUGUUACACAGUGCUGGAAUGGAAGUACAAGAUGUGUAUUAUACCCUGGUGGAACGAGACCCGGGUGAACAUGAAACAGUGUACGAAGUUACUGUAGAAAUUUUGAACAAUCACUUUACACCGCAAGUAAAUAACUCUUUUCAAAGAAACCAAUUCCGGGCAAUGGAACAAAAACCCCAAGAAACAAUUGAACAAUAUAUAACCAGGUUACGACAAAAGGUAAUUUAUUGCAAUUUUGGUAAUGUAGACGAAGCUAUUUGCGACCAAGUAAUAGACAAAUGUAGUUCAAAGAGAUUGAGAAGAAAAUUAUUAGAAAGGCAAAAUGUUACCUUACAGCAAUUGCGUGAAACUGCACAGGCAAUGGAAGCUGCAGAGAAACAAGCAACUUCGAUAGAACAACCAAUUGAAUCUGUCAACAAAGUUUCAACUUAUGCAAGUAAGAAACAAAAUCAAAAUAAAUCAGAGUUUAAACAAAUAUCAUGCUACGCAUGUGGGUUUUCUGGACAUUACAAAACAGACCCAAAAUGCCCAGCAAAAGGGAAGAAAUGCAGAUUAUGCCAAAAUGAAGGACAUUUUGAAAAAUGUUGCAAGUCGAAGAAAAAAAUUUCAAAGAAUCACUUUUCAAGAAAAACAAAUGUGCGACAUGUUGAGUCUGCAGAUGAUACAUGCAGUGAACCAGAUUACGAUAACGAAGAUGAUGAUUAUGCAUUUACAGUACAUGGGAAUCAAGGCAAAGUCAGCAAAUUUACAGUUAAUGUUGGAGCUGAUUUUUUCGUGAUUGAGGAAGACGGCCAGGCAUUAAUACUUGGACAUAAGACGUCAAUAGAACUUGGUGUAUUGAAAAUAGAGACAAAUGUUAACACAGUGACUGAUAAUGUGGUGAAAACUAACUAUACAAGUAAAUUUCCAAAGGUAUUUUCAGGUGUGGGAAAAUUAGUAGACUUUCAAUUGAAAAUUCCUAUAGACAAAAGCAUUCAACCUGUAAUUCAGCCAUUACGUCGUAUACCGUAUUAUUUGCGAGGAAAGUUAGAAGAAAAACUGAAUGAACUUGUAGAACAGGACAUUUUUGAAGCCGUUAAUGGGCCAAGUCAGUGGACAUCACCAAUUGUGGUUGUACCAAAGAAGAAUGGUGAUAUACGCAUAUGUGUUGACAUGAGGCGCGCAAAUUUAGCAGUCAUGCGUGAAAGAUAUCCAAUUCCAACUGUAGAUGAGGUAAUUCAAGAUUUGAAUCAAAGUAAAGUCUUCUCAAAGUUAGAUAUUAAACUUGCGUACCAUCAAACUGUUGAACUGACACCAGAGUCCAGACAGAUAACUUGCUUCAUGACACAUAAAGGAAUAUUCCGAUAUAAAAGGCUCAUGUUUGGAAUAAACUGCGCCCCAGAGAUGUAUAACAAAGUAAUGAGUCAGGUAUUUCAAGGACUUGAAGGAGUAAGAAACAUUUUUGAUGAUGUUGUUGUGUAUGGCUCGGAUUCUAAUGAGCAUAAUGAGAGACUCGAUGCUGUUCUUCAAAGAUUAGAGGAAAGAGGACUGACACUUAAUAUUGACAAGUGUAAAUUCAACAUGGCAAACAUUGAGUUUAUGGGUCACAUGUUAUCAGAACAUGGGAUUGGUGUGUCUCAGUCUAAAGUUGAAGCAAUUGUAAAUGCUAGAAGGCCAGAAUCAGUUUCUGAGACCAGGAGUUUUCUAGGGUUAGUUAAUUUUGUUGGUCGUUUCAUACCAAAUCUAGCAACUGUAGCAGAACCACUGCACCGCUUGCUCCACAAAGAGACAAAAUUUCAAUGGGGACCAGAACAAAAUGAUUCUUUCGAAAAAUUGAAAAAAGGUCUGGUGGAUGCGUCUAAUUUAAGCUAUUUCAGCUUGAAAGCGAAAACUCAAGUAAUUGCAGAUGCCAGCCCUGUAGGCUUAGGUGCUGUUCUAGUACAGAAACAGAAUGAUGAGUACAAAGUCAUAUGCUAUGCAAGCAGAAGUCUCACAACUAUCGAAAGGAAGUAUUCACAAACAGAAAAAGAGGCGUUGGGGUUAGUAUGGGCCUGUGAGAGGUUCCACAUGUAUUUACUGGGCCAUGAUUUUGAGUUGCUAACAGAUCAUCGUCCGUUGGAAUUUAUAUUCUCGCCUAAGUCUAAACCAUGUGCUCGAGUUGAAAGGUGGAUGCUUAGAAUGCAACCUUUUAAAUAUGUUGUGAAAUAUAUUCCAGGAUCACAGAAUAUUGCAGAUUCUCUAUCACGGUUAUUAGCGGUAACGAAAACUGAAUCAAAACAAGGAGAAAUAAAUCAAGCUGAGGAGUAUAUACGUUUUGUUGCAUCUGAAUCUACACCAAACGCUGUAAAGAUUGAAGAUGUGGAUAAAAUGUCACUUAAUGACAAAGAAUUACAAAAUAUUAGAAAUUGUUUGUUAAAUGGAAGAUGGCAAGAUUUGCUAAACAAACAGUAUUUAACAGUGAAACAGGAACUUAGUUCUAUAGGUCAUAUUGUUCUUCGUGGAACAAGACUUAUUAUACCGACUGAAUUGAGGAAUCAGAUAUUGGAGUUAGGACACGAGGGACAUCCUGGAAUUGUUUUAAUGAAACAAAGAUUAAGAUCAAAAGUUUGGUGGCCAAACAUGGACAAGAGUAUUGAAGAGUAUUGUAAGUCUUGUUAUGGGUGCCAGCUUGUCGCAAACCCAGAGAAACCAGAACCGAUGAUACGAACGUCACUUCCGUCUAAACCGUGGGAACAGAUAUCAGCAGAUUUUUUAGGACCGUUACCGUCUGGAGAAUAUCUAUUUACCGUUGUUGACUACUAUUCAAGAUGGUUGGAAGUGACAAUAAUGAGUAAAAGUACAAGCGCAGACCGUGUAAUUGAUGCUCUGGACAAAAUGUUUACUAUACAUGGUUUACCUAUUUCAAUCGCAACUGACAAUGGACCUCAAUUUAUUAGUGACACUUUUAAAACAUACUUGGAUCAAAAUGGUAUAGUGCAUAGAAGAAUUACACCCUUAUGGCCAGCCGCCAAUGGGGAAAUAGAGCGUCAGAACCGUUCAUUGGUAAAGCGCAUGCGUAUUGCAAAUGCUGAAAAAAAGAACUUGAGUACUGAAAUACAAACAUAUUUAAAGAUGUACAGGUCAACACCGCAUUGUACUACAGGGGUAAGCCCAGCUGAAUUGUUAUUUAAUAGAACACUUCGCACAAAACUACCUGAUAUUCAGAUCCGUUCACAUGACGACACUGAAGUACGUGACCGAGAUAGUCAAAGGAAGGAGAAAGGAAAACUAUAUGCGGACACAAGAAGGAAUGCGACAACAAAUGAUUUGAAAGCAGGAGAUUCUGUCUUAGUGAAACAAAAUAGAGGAAAUAAAUUGUCUACAACCUUCAAUCCGAAACCAUUCACACUGCUGGAAAAGCAUGGAAAUAGUGUUGUUGUUCAAAAUGAUGAUGGAAAUCAGAAUGGUGGAAUUAAUGAUAAAGCUCAGUCUAACAAAUUGAUGAAAUCCGUCCCAAGUCUAGAGCCGUCCAAACCGACUAGACCAACUCGUGACCGGAAACUACCAUCCAGAUACAAAGAUUUUGUUUUAAGCAAUUGA